CGCCGCUUCUGGCUGCAGCCUCCCGCCUGGGAGGCCUCUGGGCUCUGCGCCUAACAGCCGAGAACCGUCGGAGUCAGGGGCAGGCCGGGUCCUUGGGUGUCCUCCCUGACCUCCACGACGAGGAGGCCUCUUCACCCGCGGUGGAGCCCGGCCCACCUCGGGCGAGGCGUCACCCCGUCUGGUCACACCCUCCCUGAGGUGCGCCCUCAUCCCAUCAAGCCCCUCCAGCGCAUCGCUGACCGCAUCACCAGGAGGCUGCCAUUGGCCGAGGCUCGAGCCCCGCCCAGCCCGGUCCUGCUCAAGAGAGGCCUCCUGCCUCAGACCAGCAUCUGCGGCUGGGCAGAGGGGCUCGGCCUGAGCUGCAGCACCGCCUCAGACGCGGGGCCUCCUCGGAGCCGAGACCGCCUCAGACCCCCUCAGACCUAGGGCCUCCACGGACCUGGGACCUCCUCAGACCCUCUCAGACCCGGGGCCUCCACGGACCUGGGACCUCCUCAGACCCUCUCAGACCCGGGGCCUCCUCAGAGCUGAGACUACCUCAGACCCCCUCAGACCCGGGGCCUCCUCGGAGACCGCCUCAGACCCCCUCAGACCCGGGGCCUCCUCGGAGCUGAGACCUCCUCAGACCCCCUCAGAGCUGAACCUCCUCAGAGCUGAGAUCUCCUCAGACCUGAACCUCCUCGGACCUGAGACCUUCCCCGACCCGAACCUCCUCGGACCACCUCAGCUGCUGUGGCCUAAGCGUGAAGGGCGCGCUGCAGGGCCUUGCUGGAUGGAAUCAGCCCCGCAGGGUCAGGUCCCAAGGAGCCGCCUGGGCACCCCAAGGAGUCAGCCCGUGGAAGCAGAGCGGCUCCCCUGAGAUGGAUGCGUGUGCAUGCAGGGAGCCAGCCGUGUGGGACGUUGGCCUAGCUCCCCUGGCCCCCGUGGCAGUCGUGGGCCCUGCCUGCGCCUGCUGUUACCUCUGGGGAGCCCAGCACGUAACUGACUCCGCCUGCUGGCCUCACUGGAGGGCCCCCUGGCUGGAGUUCCCCGGCCCUUGCCGUUCCGCCAUGGUGGCCUUUGCGAGCCAUCCUUGGAUGGGGCACCCCCCUCCAGCUGCCUCAGGGCCUUCCACCUGGGCCUGGGGCGUCUCCAGUUUUGACCCCCUCAUGGGGAGCCUGCCCUCAGGCCUUUGGGCUUCCAGAGUGUUCCCUUACCCUGUGGGGCCCCCACCCCCAUACUCCUCAGCCCCUCCAACUCUAGGUGGGGACACCCCCGAGCCCGGCGCCCAGCUGGGGUGGCACACUCCAUCCAGCUCAGCCCUCCUGACUGCAGUGGGGACGCCGUCCAGAGCUGCUUCCCACGUGAAGAUGACGCUCCAAGUCCUUCCAUCAGGAGGGGUGUCCAGGUUCAGCAUCUGGGCCCCCAAACCACCCUGCAGCCCAGAACUCUGCCCUCUGCCCCCGUCCCCCUGUGCGGACCCCCAGCCGGAACCCCACCGCCCCCGCCCCCACCGCCCGCCCUCCCGGGCCCGCCGCCGUCUCUUCUAGCUCUGAUGUGUGCCUGGAGACCACACCCUCCAGGGCUCAGGGCCGUGGGGUCCGAUGAGCCCUGCUGUGCCCGCUGCCCAGAUAACCCCCACAUCUGCUGUGACAGAUGGGAGCACGGGCCACUCUCGUAAGACGUGUAACAGUGAGCGUCUUACAUUCAGUAAACGACGCUGUGCUGUCAGCUGGGUUCAUGCUUCACUGCUUAGAAAGACCCGGCCUCACUUACAUGCGAACACUUCCGUCUCAUUUUCAAAUGUUACCAAAAAGUUUUUCAUGUUAUUAUUUCCUGCUCUGUUGAUUAUCUGUGGUAUUCCACUUUUCUGUCUUAAUAUUGCAUAUAUUAAAAGCAGAAAUCUUAAUGUAGGUCUCUUGGCUUUAUUGAAACCACUGUUCACUCAGCAAUUCUCUCGUGUCUUCUGACAUGCUCUCUGCUUCCUGUUUCACUGUGAGCUGAUUGUUUCAUAACGUCUUGUAGGUGGUGCUCGCUCAAGUCAUUUUUAGCCUUUAUUCUUUUCUAUUAUAAUUUUUAAUGCCAUAAAAUUUUCUUUAAAUGUAUCACUUGAGAUGUAUUCCAUAGUAAUAUGUGAUGUUUUAUUUCUG
Messenger RNA from Cervus elaphus (red deer), 2129 nucleotides. It is a transcript of the gene PRR23E, whose product is annotated as chromosome 24 C3orf56 homolog. NCBI's taxonomy places the organism in Eukaryota, Metazoa, Chordata, Mammalia, Artiodactyla, Cervidae. The coding region runs from base 861 to 1529 and encodes 222 amino acids. The transcript has 2 exons. The record is from RefSeq and is a predicted model, not a curated record.